Molecule: messenger RNA, 3525 nt
Organism: Ilex paraguariensis (yerba mate)
Lineage: Eukaryota; Viridiplantae; Streptophyta; Magnoliopsida; Aquifoliales; Aquifoliaceae
Source: the annotation of a GenBank genome assembly
CAGGACUCUCUUUCCUCUUCCCUGGGAUGCUUCGGGUGGAUAUAUGUAUAGCCUAUAUAUAUAGACAGAGAAAGGAGAGUGAGAGAUAGCCGUUGCCGAGAGAAAGACAGAGAGUGAAUGGCCACUCCUCCGAAGCCAUGGAAGGCAGAGUAUGCAAAAUCGGCGAGAUCAUCUUGCAAGACCUGCAAGAACAACAUCGAAAAGGAGAAGUUCAGGCUUGGCAAGAUUGUCCAAGCCACACAAUUCGAUGGCUUCAUGCCUAUGUGGAACCAUGCUGACUGUAUUCUGAGGAAAGCAAAUCAAAUAAAAUUUCUUGAUGAUGUUGAGGGCUUGGAAUUGCUUCGCUGGGAAGAUCAGCAGAAGAUAAGGAAAUACAUAGAGAGCAGUGUGCCCUCAAAUGUUCGUGCUUCCACUGGGACUGAAUAUGCUGUAGAAGUUUCACAAACUUCCCGUGCUACUUGCAGACGAUGCAGCCAAAAGAUUGUGAAAGGAGAGGUCCGUGUGUCUGCCAAGAAUGAUGGUCAAGGGGCUAAAGGCUUGGCUUGGCACCAUGUUAAUUGCUUUGUGGAAUUUUCCCCAACUAUCAAAGUAGAUAAAUUGUUUGGGUGGGAAAACCUUUCAGCUUCUGAUCAAGCAGCUGUUCUUACCCUAGUUAAAAUGGUUCCUUCUACAGAAAAAGGCACAAAAGUUGAGACGCAAGAGGAUUUAGAAGCUUUACAACAGUUGACAUCUAAAGGUGGUACUAAACGGAAAGGAGUUUUGAGCAGUGGCCAGAAGUUAAAACUUGCUAAGGCUGAAGGUGAUGCUUGUGCAAGCAAGAUUGCUUCUGACAAGAAUGCCGACUUAGGUGGUGAACUCUCAAGAGACUCUAAUAUGGAGAGUCAACUGGAGGCCCAGACUAAAAAAUUAUGGGCUUUGAAAGAUGAUCUUAGAAAAAAGGUGUCAACAGCGGAGAUGCGAGAGAUGCUUGAAGCCAAUGGUCAAGAUUCAACAGGGUCGGAGCUCAACUUGCGAGAGCACUGUGCUGAUGGGAUGCUUUUUGGAGCACUUUGUAGAUGCCCACUUUGUUCUGGGUGUCUACGUUAUUCUGGGGGUAUGUACAAAUGCCAUGGGUACCUAUCAGCAUGGAGCAAGUGUUCAUACUCUUCCACUGAACCUGAACGUGUCAAUGGAAAGUGGAAAAUUCCAGAAGAGACAAAAAAUGAGUAUCUUUGCAAGUGGUUUAAGUCACAAAAGGCAAAGAAACCUGCUCGAAUAUUGCCUUCGCCUUCAACACGUGUGCCUUCUGGAAGUCAAGCUGCUAAGGAAUCUUCUCAGUCAUCGAAAGGAGAAACAUUAGGAGAUCUGAGGGUUGCUCUAGCUGGAGUAUCCAAGGAAUCAAUGGAGCAAUGGAAGAGCAAAAUUAAGGAAGCAGGUGGACAGGUUCAUGCCAAGAUUAAGAAAGACACAAAUUGUUUAGUUGUGAGUGGAGUGUUGGAUGAUCAAGAUGCUGAGAUAAGGAAGGCAAGGAGGAUGAAACGACCUAUUGUUAGGGAGGAUUAUUUGGUUGACUGCAUAAAAAAGCAGAAGAAACUUCCUUUUGAAUUGUACAAAAUUGAAGCAAUUGGAGAGGCACGUAGCAUGGUCACUGUCAAAGUUAAAGGGCAAAGUGCUGUGCAUGAAGCAUCUGGCUUGCAAGAUUCUGGACACAUCCUUGAGGAUGGGAAAAUCAUUUAUAAUACAACUUUGAACAUGUCUGACCUUUCAACCGGUGUUAACAGUUAUUAUGUCCUUCAAAUCAUUCAAGAUGACAAAGGGUCAGAUUGUUAUGUAUUCCGUAAAUGGGGUCGUGUUGGGUACGAAAAAAUUGGAGGAAGCAAACUAGAGGAGAUGUCUAAAUCAGAUGCGAUACAAGAAUUCAAACGUCUAUUUCUUGAAAAAACUGGGAAUUCGUGGGAGGCAUGGUUGCGGAAGAAAAAUUUUCAGAAGCAACCUGGCAGAUUCUUCCCGUUGGACAUUGAUUACGGGGUUAAUAAGGAGGCACCUAAGAAGAAAAAUCUGAAUGAUACAAACAGCAAACUUGCUCCCCCGUUAGUUGAAUUGAUGAAGAUGCUCUUCAAUGUGGAAACAUACAGGGCUGCAAUGAUGGAAUUUGAGAUAAAUAUGUCUGAAAUGCCACUCGGGAAACUUAGCAAAAGCAAUAUCCAGAAAGGUUUUGAGGCACUAACUCAGAUACAGAAUCUAUUGACUAGUGCUGCUUAUGAUGCUUCUGUCAAAGAAAGCCUGAUCGUUGAUGCCAGCAAUCGAUUUUUCACCGUGAUUCCUUCCAUUCAUCCUCAUGUGAUUAAGGAUGAGGACGAUUUUAAGUCAAAGGUGAAAAUGUUAGAAGCUCUCCAGGACAUUGAAAUAGCUUCCAGAUUAGUAGGUUUUGAUGUUGAUAGUGAUGAUUCCCUUGAUGAGAAGUACAUGAAGUUGAAGUGUGAUAUUGCUCCACUUCCCCAUGAUAGUGAAGAUUAUAAGCUGAUCCAUAAAUAUCUUCAAGCCACACAUGCCCCUACACAUACAGAUUGGGCUCUUGAAUUGGAAGAAGUCUUUUCACUUGAAAGGGUGGGGGAAAUUGACAAGUUUGCUCCCCACAGAGAGAGACUUAAAAAUAGAAUGCUUCUUUGGCAUGGUUCCCGGUUGACGAACUAUGUGGGCAUACUUAGUCAAGGACUGAGAAUCGCUCCCCCUGAAGCCCCAACUACUGGCUAUAUGUUUGGCAAAGGAGUAUACUUUGCUGACCUGGUCAGUAAAAGUGCUCAGUAUUGUUACACUGACAAGAAAAAUCCCGUGGGCUUAAUGCUUUUGAGUGAAGUUGCCUUGGGAGAAGUUUAUGAACUCAAGAAGUCUAAGUAUAUGGACAAACCUCCUGAAGGCAAGCACUCUACAAAAGGCCUUGGCAAGAAAGUACCUCAAGAAUCAGACUAUGUGAAGUGGAGAGAUGACAUCGUUGUACCUUGUGGAAAACCAGUGUCAUCAAGUGUCAAGGCGACAGAACUGAUGUAUAAUGAGUAUAUCGUCUAUAACACAGCUCAAGUCAAGAUGCAGUUCUUAUUGAAGGUAAGGUUUCAUCACAAGAGGUGAAGUGCCACAGGUAAAUAAAUCUCCAUAAUUUAAGGUUAUGUAAGCGGGUUUUAUUGGUGUUUUUAGUCUGGGUGUUCAAUCUCCUUGGUCAACCAAUUGACUACUUCAUGGCAAGUAUGCAACCAAAGAUUAAAACUUAUCCUUCAUCUUGUAUAUAUUAUAAGAACUGGUUUCUGUGACAUCUCAUUUUGGGUUUUGCAUGAGAUGCAACUACUCAGUUCUGGUUAUGAAUUUGGUUUUUGUAAGUAAUGGAAACAAGAUCAAUUCCACCUAGUUUUGAUCGAUUCUUAAUUUAGUGUUUUUUAAGAUCAACCACUAUGUAGAAUGGUUGCCCAUAUUGCUUAUUGAAUGGCUUGUUGUUUCAUGGUUAUAUUUACAAGGAGUAGGUCUUGUUAUGUAGGAAAAAAAAAUGUUGUUGUU